Messenger RNA from Hydractinia symbiolongicarpus, 1900 nucleotides. RefSeq lists its product as uncharacterized. The transcript has 4 exons. The coding region runs from base 42 to 1055 and encodes 337 amino acids. The record is from RefSeq and is a predicted model, not a curated record. Lineage: Eukaryota; Metazoa; Cnidaria; Hydrozoa; Anthoathecata; Hydractiniidae.
AAGAAAUACUUCCUAUUUUGCAAUACCGAAAGAGCACUAAGAUGGCCUCCGAUGCUGACUAUGAGCUAGCAAAAAUUCGAUUUAAAAGGCUGUAUCAGAAAGCUAAAGACUUAAAAAUCAGAGAUGAUGAUUUAAAAAAGUUUUCAUUCGUAAAAAGAUAUAAGGAAGAAAAGUUGAAUAUUGUUUCACUUGCUGUCAAAUGGCUCUUCAUUGUACUAGUAGUUUGCACAUUGGUGUUGGCUGGAGUUUUUGUUGCAGUAAAAACUGAUGUACUUGCAGCGAAAACACUUGCAGAAUGGAGUACUAUUUUUACUGGGAUUGAUCUUAAAACAGACGCAUGUGUUUACCCUUUUUCUGAAUCGUUGUUAGAUGUUUUUAGACCUCCUGUGGAUUGUUCUUUCUGUCGUGGUAUAACGAAAUUUGACAGAGUUUCCCAAUUAAGUCAACAGGACUUUGUGGAGAAAUACGCAUAUUCUGGUCGACCGGUCAUUAUUACUGAUGCAACAAAAAAUUGGACAGCAACUGAGAAAUUUUCGUUUGAAUUUAUAAAAUCUGUGUACAGAAAAGAUAGCCCUGUUUUAUCAGGUGACAGUAAAGAAUGUCAAUUUUUUCCCUACCAAACCAAGUUUGCUACACUUUCUGAUGUAUUUAAGAUGCCAGCAAAGAUGAAGAAUAUGGAAGGGAAGCCAUGGUAUAUAGGAUGGAGCAACUGUGACCCAAAAGCUGCUAAUGUCUUGCGUAAACAUUACACUCGACCAUACUUCCUUUCUCCUGAAAUGGAAUCAAGUAGAACCGAUUGGUUGUUUAUGGGAACCCCUGGCUAUGGAGCGCAUAUGCACAUUGAUGCUGUCCAGCAAUCUUCCUGGCAAGCUCAAAUACAGGGAAACAAAACUUGGAUGUUGGAGCCACCACCAGAGUGUUAUUACGAGUGUGUUGGCUUCCAAGAUACGGUAAAAGCAGGUGAAAUCGUUGUGCUUGAUACAAACAAGUGGUUUCAUGGCACCAAUGUUGUUGGUGAUAAAUUAAGCAUCGUCAUUGGCUCAGAGUAUGAUUAAGUAGCUACUGCUGUAGUUAACAGUCACAUUAACCGACCGUAACAAUCACAGUAACCUACGGUGGUUAUUUAAUGAACCUUGGUUGUCAAUUUAAUAGAGUCAAUUUUUGUUGUUUGUUGUGAGUACCGUGUAGUAAGUAGAAAGAAAAUGCUAAAAAAUGAUUGAAAAUAUUGUGGAUCUAUUUGUUAACCAAAUUGACGCUGCUGUUUUCUGUCAAAAAGAUGUAGUAUUUCUUAAUUUAAUAGAUUCGAAUUUUGUUAAGCUUUUUGUUGUAAAAGUUUUUAUGUUUUUAGUUUUAGUUACAGAAUUUUGUUAGCCGUAUUCGGGAAAAUGACGUUUUUUGACGGUUUCUUACAGUGUAUUUGUUUUGUUGAUUUGUUUAUUUUUUUGUUGCAUAGUGAAAUAUUUUGCAGAAAACUUUUUACAGCAAUAGAAUUGUGAUUUCCACUCUAGAAAAAAACUGAUUUCCUAAAAUUUGGUUCCUUGCCUUAAUGCUUUUUUGAGCAGAAGAUUUUGCAGAUAGAAACGAAAAGGGCGGAAUAACCAAUCAAAUAGUAGUGUUACAAUUGAUUCCUAGUAGUAAUCCUGUUAAAUCCCGAUUUAAGAAUCGGACUGUUUUUGCAUUUUAAACGCGAAUAAUUUGUUACAUAAUUUGUGAUUUUUUAUGGUGCUGAAUUUUAUUUAUAUUUGUUAACAAAUUAUUUUGAUAAAGCUUUGAUAUUUUGUUGUAUAUAUGGGAAGUGGUGACAUUUGUGUCGUAAACUCUGAACUUUUUAUUUAUUGUGUUUUUUCUUACAGUCUUUGUAACAGAGUUUUGUUAUUUUUAUGGUGAAAUUUAUAAUCAA